Physella acuta is the source of this 1093-nucleotide messenger RNA. RefSeq lists its product as uncharacterized. Gene Ontology annotation, cellular component: plasma membrane. The record is from RefSeq and is a predicted model, not a curated record. NCBI's taxonomy places the organism in Eukaryota, Metazoa, Mollusca, Gastropoda, Physidae.
UACAACACACGUCCCUGUGUUGUCCUUGUAUUAUCUCAAAACUUUGCGUCAUUCUUUAUUAGUCAACACACAAUAGCAGUAAACAAGUUGAACAAGUAAUGGCAAUUACUGUGAAAGUAAAUGGUGGAUUCGUUGCUGGUGUGUUUGGGUACACAAUCGCAUUUGCUUUGGUAGUCAUAGGAACGGUGACACCAUCAUGGAUCAUGUUCACACUAUCUGGCAACAACAGAGGCCUAUUCAGCAUAUGUAACAUGGAUGGGUCCUGUGUGCCUAUUGAUACCGUCUCAGACUUGGAGAACACCGUCAAGUACAUGUCGAUAUUUGGUAUCGGUAUGGGUGCUGUUGGCCUGUUGCUGGCAUUAUUCUUCAUGCUGAGAUACAUCAAGACCUCUCCAAACACAGCUCUGUUGGCAAACUGUAGCAUGGUAUUUUCAACCCUGGCAGGUCUUGUAGUGUUUAUUGGCGAUAUGAUAUACGAAGUCAACGUCUACUCUGAAGACAACUUUGGAAACAUGCAAUACAUCUACUCCAGCUUCGGCUACUCGUUUCCUAUGAGCAUCGUCGGCGCCAUCCUGAUGUUCACUGUUGGGCCCAUCCUCUCUAAAUCUGCCAGCAAAAUGGUGUUCGACGGCGUCUAUCCGCCUACAACGUUAUCACAACCAGACCCCACCGUCAUUAUCAACACGCAGUUUUCAUUUGUAAAUCAGGUGGAUGAAUCGUUACAGAAGGUGACAAAACCUAUAGGACCGCCCACUUAUAGUGAAUCACAAAGCAUGUGUCAUGCAGGGUUACCGACAAUACCCCCACCCCCGUACAGUGAAAAGUAAAUUUAAACAACUAGCGUUAGUUUUUAACUUCUGAAGUUGAUCUGAUAAGGACAAGGAUUUGUAAAACUGUGAAGUGUACUUUCAUAAUAUUUGUAUCAUAAAAAGAAAUAUUUUGUCCAUCAAAUUUACAUUUACUUUGCCUAAUAGUUAAAAUUAAUAAAUACCUUUUUUUAAUCAAAUUCACAUUUACUUAGUUUAAGAGUUAACAUCAAUAAAUCAUUUUUGUUUCAUUAAAUUCACAUUUUCUUUCUCUAAAAGUUAAAAUC